UCCAACACAGAAGGAACAACAAACAGGAACACAAAAGAAAGAGAAAUGGAAAUGCUCAAUUUUCGCUUUGCAGGUUUGGCCGUCCUUUUCAUCACCGGAGUUGUAUUCUGUGGUGAAAUUGGCGGGGUUGUUGGGCAGUUAUGCGGAGCUGACAUUGGUGGACUUGUAACACAAUGCGCAGCCUAUGUGCAAAAGGGCACGCCCAUGACAGAUCCAUCUGAGGCAUGCUGCGAGUUGAUUAGGCAAGUGGACAUUCCAUGCGCAUGUAAACACGUGACCAAGAAGGUGGAACAGAUGGUUGACAUGAAUAAGGUUGUUCAUGUCGUUUCCUACUGCGGUAAACCUGUUCCUAAGGGAAUGAAGUGUGGAAGUUAUACAGUUCCUCCUGUUAGUGGUUGAAGCGUUAGAUAUGUGCUUGUGGUUGUAGACAAAGUGGCAUCCAAUGGAAGAACUAAAAAAGACUAAGUCAUAUGAUGUAAUGAUAUAUUUGGAACAAUUAAUAUGUACUUUAUCGUUGAUGUGAACUUAU
Messenger RNA from Pyrus x bretschneideri (Chinese white pear), 529 nucleotides. RefSeq lists its product as uncharacterized. The transcript has 2 exons. Bases 46 to 399 code for a protein of 117 amino acids. The record is from RefSeq and is a predicted model, not a curated record. Lineage: Eukaryota; Viridiplantae; Streptophyta; Magnoliopsida; Rosales; Rosaceae.